AUGGCACAUCAGAAAAAUCUAACACUCAAAGAUGAAAUCCUGAUUGAGGGAUUCGAGAACCUCAGUGACUACAGAAUCCCUCUCUUCCUUCUCUUGCUGAUCAUUUACACAUUAACUUGCAUUGAGAACAUCCUGAUAAUAUUCUUAGUAUGUAUAAGCCCUCGUCUCCAUUGUCCCAUGUACAUCCUGAUCGGGAAUUUGCUCUUCUGCGAAUUCCUCUAUACAACAGACCUGGUGCCCCUGAUACUGCAACACAUGCUAUUGGGAAGAGGGGUCAUCUCCCGCCUUGGCUGUUCUAUCCAGUUAAGUGUAUCUGGAUGUGUAACGAUCGUUGAGACUUUGCUGCUCACUCUGAUGUCAUACGACAGAUAUUUGGCUAUUUGUAAGCCUCUCAGGUAUUCAGUCCUCAUACACAAUAGACUCUGCUUUUAUGUGGUAACUGGAUUUUGGGUAAUUACAUUGGCAUUUAUCACAGUUGUAUUUUACUUUGUAAUAAAUCUUCAAUUCUGUGGCCCUCUGACCAUCGACCAUUUUUACUGUGACUUCACCCCUUAUGUUUCUCUUGCAUGCUCUGAUAUAGUGCCUAUUGUUUUAUUAGGCCUUGUGAUCAGCAUUGCAUUAACCAUUUUACCUUUCUUUUUGAUUGUUCUGUCCUACCUAUUCAUCAUAUUCACAAUUCUCAGGAUACAGACGUCGGAGGGAAGGCAGAAAACCUUCUCCACCUGCAGCUCCCACCUCCUAGUGGUGACUAUAUAUUUCAUAGCACUUUUCUGCUUGUAUGUGAUUCCGAGGAGUAGCCGUUAUCUCGAUUUCUACAAAGGGUUGUCCUUCACAUACUUUUCGGUGACUCCGAUGGUAAACCCCAUCAUUUAUACAUUGAGGAAUCAGGAGAUUCAUAAAGCUCUGGAGGCGGCAAUUACUAAAAUGAAAACUAUUUAUUGUUAA
Molecule: messenger RNA, 945 nt
Organism: Nanorana parkeri
Lineage: Eukaryota; Metazoa; Chordata; Amphibia; Anura; Dicroglossidae
Product: olfactory receptor 6N1-like
Exons: 1
Coding region: 1-945 (314 amino acids)
Biological process (GO): G protein-coupled receptor signaling pathway
Cellular component (GO): membrane
Molecular function (GO): G protein-coupled receptor activity; olfactory receptor activity
Source: RefSeq, a predicted model, not a curated record